AUGCCUACCUUACCCGGUGCUUCUCCCCCGACGAGUAAGGCAAAGCCGAGCUCGGGCAACGCUGUGGGUACUCCCAAAUGCAAAAUUAGUAGCAAGGCAAAGCCGAGCGAGCAAGAAAAUACUAUAUCGUCUAAGACGAAAGUCAAAUCCUCUGACAAUAAAUAUGUUGGUAAGGCUAAGCCGAACCGCGAGGUUGACAACACGAGCAAGGCUAAGCCGCGCUCGGACUCAAAAUCGAAGUCUGUGGAUUCACGCAUUGAUAAGCUGGAAGACAUGCUUUCUGUGUUAAUGGAGAGAAUCCCUGCCCCGGCACAGCCGGCUCUGGCCCCACAGACAUUCUCCUCUCCGGUUGAUAAAAACACGGAGCCCCUCUCGGUAGGAAGAUUGACCUCGGGGGAAGGCCUUUUGGCCGAUGAUUUUUAUGAUGGAAGUGAAUCGCCAGGUAGCGAACUUCUUUAUGAUACCGACGAUGUCGGAAGCAUGAGCAGAGCUGUUGGUAGUGUGCCUACUACUGCCGGCAAGGGACAAGAUCCAAUUCCCAUGAUCGCCGCAAAAUUUGCCAUGCCCUCGGGGAUUGGUUACAGACUAUGCCAAUCGAGAUCAAGGCAAUUCGUCAUCCCGUAUGUAUGGGAACUCAGAGCGCCCUUUUGUAGGGCAGCGCCAGAAUUCCAACUUCAAGAAAGGGAAUUCAAAACAACAGGCAUCACACACCUACACCCCAACAGCAGCCAACAGGGGCAAACAAUCGUACCAUCGCAAGAAGUAGUCGAGGGAAUUUCCCCUUCAGGCUCAAGCACUCAAGAGGCUUGGCGUGCACACUGUGACCUACAUGGAUUAACAGAGAGAACUACAGACAUUAUUGGUGCAUCAUGGAGAGAAUCAACAAAGAAACAAUACAACAUUUACAUCUCCAAGUGGAAAAUUUUCUGCGAACAGCACAAACUUCCAUGGAUGCAGGCUAAAGCUAAGGAUAUUUUAGAGUUUUUCAGUGACCUUUUUUACAGACAUAAUGCUAGCUAUAGUGCUAUCAAUACAGCAAGGAGUGCCCUGGCAUCAGUCAUGAGUUUGGAUGAUAGCAACUAUACGAUUGGUUCACAUCCUAUCAUAAGCAAGUACAUGAAAGGUGUUUUCCAGCUAAGAACUCCAACCCCACGCUAUGCUCAGGUUUGGGACGUCAGUAUUGUAUUGGAUUACCUUCGUCUUCAACCAGCUAAUGAUAAGCUUCCUUUGUGUAAAUUGACUCAAAAAUUGAGCAUGUUACUUGCGCUUACUUCAGCACAAAGAGUACAAACUCUUUGGAACCUUAAUUUGGACAAGAUGUGUUUGAAGACGGACUCGGUGGAAUUCCACGUUGAUAGCCUGCUUAAGCAGAGUAAACCAGGAAAUGUUGGUAUAAUGGUGAAGAUAUCAGCAUUCCCAGAGGAUGAACGGCUUUGUGCCGUACAUUGCAUUGAACAAUAUAUAAAACUGACAAAAGAAAUAAGGAAGUCAGAGAGACACCUGUUCAUCUCGUUUCGGAAGCCACACAAAAGGGCAUCCUCGCAAACAAUUUCGAGAUGGAUCAGAGUUGUGAUGAAAAUUUCUGGCAUCGAUACGGACCAGUACAAGUCUCACUCUACAAGGGCAGCAUCUACUUCAAUAGCCAAGAAGAUGCACAUCCCAAUGGAUGUGAUUCUCAAGCAUGCCGGUUGGGCCAAUGAGAAAACUUUUGAAAAAUACUACAACAAACCAGUGAAUACGGGACAUUCUACUUUCACUCAAGCAGUCCUACAUCACUGAUUCUGAUUUCUACCAGGACCAGGUUAGCUAUUCCUGAUAUUUGUUGACAAAUUAUUGUCGCAUAUGUGACUACUGAGCUUUGAAGUCUCAUGUAUUCUCGUUACCGAGAAAUAUGAAAUAAAAUAGGAGGAUUAAACGAGAACUUACAGUUUGAAGUUUGAUCCUUAUUUUAUGAGUAUUAGGAGGUUAGAGAAUACAUGCCCUACCUCUCCCUCCCUUGCUCAGGAUCAUUAGUAUGUUCUCAUCAGUCCUAUUUUAUUUAUUUUAUUUGUUCAUCAGUAGUCACAGUUGCUUUGAAGAUUGAUUGUAGCGUUGCGGGCGGGCUCUCAUGUAUUCUCUAACCUCCUAAUACUCAUAAAAUAAGGAUCAAACUUCAAACUGUAAGUUCUCGUUUAAUCCUCCUAUU
Strongylocentrotus purpuratus (purple sea urchin) is the source of this 2185-nucleotide messenger RNA. RefSeq lists its product as uncharacterized. The coding region runs from base 1 to 1779 and encodes 592 amino acids. Gene Ontology annotation, biological process: DNA integration; DNA recombination. Gene Ontology annotation, molecular function: DNA binding. NCBI's taxonomy places the organism in Eukaryota, Metazoa, Echinodermata, Echinoidea, Camarodonta, Strongylocentrotidae. The record is from RefSeq and is a predicted model, not a curated record. The transcript has 3 exons.